AUGUCGAGAAGUGACCAAGAGGAGAUCCUAUCGUUUCCUUACUGUGAUAUCACACCCACUGCUAAUACCCGAGCCUUGCUAUUCAUGAAGAGCCCUUCCUCGACUGCUGAGCAGAUAGAGAUCUGCCUUCUGGUGGUGGGAGGAGCGGACAGUGAGAUGAGUGAGUGCUACACUGGCCGUGUUGCGGCAUUCAACAUAGUGGGAGGCCACACCUGGGAGGAAUUGAAGGAGCAUCUGCGUACGAUGGGCCCUACUAGUAAGGAUGUCAAAGUGGACGCCACAGACCUGGGUGAUAACGUAAAGUUGAUGAGCCUUAGCAUCGCUGGAUGGUUGGAUUAUAUACACUUGUAUAGCGCGCCCAUCAUUGAGGCAUCACCAUAUUUGAUGCACGCUCUCCAGCAUCCUGUAGUGGAAGAGGUUAUUCAUGAGAAGGAACAGGAUGUCAAUGGAGACAGUGCUAAGAUGAAUAUAUUGCAAGCUGGUGCAUUGGAGUUGGCAAGGGAGAAGAUACGGAAGAGGAAGCAGCUGGAAGAGGUCCUGAGGAUAGGCAAAGAAAGGCUAGAGGCUGAGGAGGGAGACGAUAGGGAGGGACAAGGACACUCUAUUCAGAUCGAACACAUCAUUGAUGGUUGGGAAGGAAUCCUCAGGAAGAGCAUAUCUGCCAAAGGUAUGCGUGCCUGCCGGGAACUGUUGACCCCGGUGAAGGGGAAGGAUGAGGGCGACUCUUCUCCCAGCGUCAAGUCAUUAAAAGUAGGCGAUAAGCGAGGCAAGUUCGAUAACCUCCCGUCAGUGCCCGCCCUAUUCCGCCUACUAAAAGGGAUAGCAUUAUUACCAUACACAUCGCCAAUCGUUGAUACCGUGUUGGAUGCUCUAGCCUUGAGCCUUAGUCAGCAAGAAGACUACCUCAGGGGCCAACUCCAGCCCAAGCAAAUUAAUUUUUUACUAUACGCACUGACUAAUGAUAGUCGGGUAAGUGGUAUGUGGAUGGGCCGUAAGAGGUUCUUGCAGACUAUGUUGCCUAUAGUUUCCGAUCACAUCAUCGAUGGAGCAUUAUCGAGGGACGCCGCCGUAUCAUGUUUCAAGGCUUACGCUAGAUCCUGCAGGGCGAGGACAGCUCCCCAGCAGGGUGGUGGUGCCUCUGAUGCUGACCUCACUCAGCUGGGUCGAGAGAUCAUAGCAAGGUGUACACCAUGGAUCCUCAGAGAGACCUGCUAUGACCCCCGUACAGAGGCAUCAGUAGUAGUGCUUGCUAAAGCGUUGGCUAUGCUAGAGAGGCAACUGGAUAGAAUACCCUCAGUGAAAGAAGGAGAUAUACUAUCGUAUAUGGCCAGACUCGGUAUUGUUAAUAAGGGUCUACUACAAUUUUGUAUUAAAAACACUACGCCUUGUGGAAGGAUUAUGCGUGCCUUAUGCAAGCUAGGGGUCACAGCAGAGGAGUUGGAUUCACUUAUAGCAAGUCGUACGCCAAGUUGUGAGGCGGACCCUAAGGACUGGCUCCUACCGAUAGCGAUCGCUGUUUUUAAUAACACUGAUGAUGUACUACCAUCCGCUGCGAUAACUCAGCUUCUGGACUCUCUUGGUACGCUAUCUGACCUUAGUGAUGACGCUCACCUCGGCCUGCAUAUACUUGCAACUGUUGGUCUCUGUGAAGUGCCUACCCCACUUACCCUCCCGAGUAGCCCCUGGGCAGCAACAGUAGCUAGCCUUUUGGAGGAUCGAGCUGUCACUGGUUUCGCUAUGGAUAACGGAUAUACAUUACCAGUAGCUUUGCCUCGUGAGAAGGUAUCAAUACGGUUGGUCCAACCUAAGGGCUAUGUCCUGGAUAGUGGCAGUAUGGAAAUAUCCCUCUCGGCUAAGCAUAGAGCCGUCAAUGACACCCAGUCUGAUUCCAAGUCUGCAUCUCAUGAAAGAAAACCAGCAGCAACCACUCCUGAAGCACUUGAGAGGGUUCGCCAAGACUUGAUACCAUUCGCAGAGGAGAAGUGUGCCGUCGGUGCUCUUUCCUACCUCAAUGAUGACAGCAUAAUUACGGAUUGUAUCGCUACAUAUGAUUACGAUGCUAAUGCUGCAAUCAUUGCCUUACGAGCUUGGCUCACCUUCCGUUAUCCCAAGCUUGACAAGGAGCCUCCUACGAAGUGGACAGUAGAGCAUGCUAAUCCCCUGGACUCUUGUGCUAAGUGA
Perkinsus marinus ATCC 50983 is the source of this 2181-nucleotide messenger RNA. RefSeq lists its product as hypothetical. The transcript is spliced from 14 exons. The record is from RefSeq and is a predicted model, not a curated record. Bases 1 to 2181 code for a protein of 726 amino acids. NCBI's taxonomy places the organism in Eukaryota, Perkinsozoa, Perkinsida, Perkinsidae.